Ciona intestinalis (vase tunicate) is the source of this 1024-nucleotide messenger RNA. NCBI's taxonomy places the organism in Eukaryota, Metazoa, Chordata, Ascidiacea, Phlebobranchia, Cionidae. The record is from RefSeq and is a predicted model, not a curated record.
UUAGAAUUGUUUGUUUUAAUACUACCUACCGUUGCCACCAUGUCUGGUGUAAAGAAGCAAAACUCCGCUGCACAGGCUUGGCUUAUUAUGUACAAUGUUGCAAUGACUGCUGGAUGGUCGUUCAUCGGUAUAGGAGUCGUAGGUCACUUCUACAAACAUGGAACAUACAAAGGAUUAUACGAUCAAGUGGAAAAACAACUUCUAUUUUUCCAAACCUCUGCAAUAUUAGAGAUAUUCCAUGCCAUGUUCGGAUUGGUUCGAUCAAACGUCAUGCUGACAACAUUACAAGUUUUCUCACGAGUUGGAAUUGUGUGGGGAGUUAUACAACCAGUCGUGCAGGUCCACGAUAAAGAAGGAAUACCAAUGGUCCUUAUUGCAUGGACAAUCACUGAGAUAAUAAGAUAUUUGUUUUAUACCUUUGUGUUACUUGGAGUAACGCCAAAAGUCAUGCUAUGGUUGAGGUACACUCUGUUUAUCGUCCUCUACCCCCUGGGAGUUACAGGUGAAUUACUGUCACUCUACUACAGUCUACCCCAUGUUCAAAAUAGUGGUUUAUACAGCCUUUACCUGCCCAACAAUCUCAACUUUUCAUUCAACUACUACUACGUUCUCUUGGGCAUGUUUCCUGUGUAUGUUAUAUUUUUUCCGCAACUUUACUUCCAUAUGUUCGCACAGAGGAAAAAGUCUCUUUCUCCACCAGCAAAGAAACAAGAAUAAAUCAAUUUACUUUAAUUUUUUCAUUCUUCAAUUUUCCUAGUUUCAUUUUAUUGAAUAAUUGUUGCUAAAUGGUUCUCUCUGUGUUUUUAAUUAUUUGCCCUCUUUAUGCGUUGGUGGGUUUUUUCAAGGCUCACCAAUAUUAAUAAAGUGAAUUAUGUCGUAAAAUUGAUAACAGUGAUAUAACAAAUGCAUUGUGACAAUAACAAUAGCUUGUUUUUAUUUAAAUGUAAUGAGUAUUUUUCGUUUCGUGAAAUUCACCAAGAUAAAUCAACCAAAUAUAAAGAAUGUAUUAGAAUCUGGAAAAAAA